AUGACGACUGGGAAGGAGGACGUGGAAGCUACGCUCGUUGACUAUUUUGUCGUAGCUGGGUAUGAUCCCGACAUUGAUACGGCAUGUGAUGAUUAUGCUUGGGAAGAAGAAAACGGGUUAAAAUCUCCCAAAUCAAGAGAGCGAAGGCCACCUCUACAGCGUUCUUUCGUUGCCAAAAUCUUGCAUCAUUUCCCUCAAAAACGACCAGGCGCACCCUUUUCUGAUGAGGUGUUAUCGUUAUGCAUGCCCAAGGGACUUCGCUUCUUCACGGAAAAGGAUGUUCCAAUGAACAUUAACCUACAUACCUUUGCUAAUAUUCGAGAAGAUGGAAGUCGAAUUAAUGGCACUGUCAUGACCUUCUAUGAGGAGGUCCGGGACCCUCGAAUAUGCGAAGCUAUGGCUUUGCUGCACACUGAACAUGUGCGCAAGCUGACCGCUGGUGAGCCACCCCUGGACCGCGAAAGGCACCACGUACCUCCAGGAACUGUAUCGGGUGGUACUCAUACUCUUCCUCGUGGUCGAAGAAGUAAAACGAAACGAAUAUCGUACUAUGAUGGUGGAGGUCACAAUACCCUUUACAUGAGCAAGACGAUUUGCCUUAUCACUAGACUACCUCUUGUCUGCUCAACAACUUCUAUAUUACGAGCUUUUCACGAGCUGCUUACUAAUGGAUCACAACCAGAACUACCAUUGGAGAGCUAUAUCUAUUGGAUUCUCAAUGAAAUUCCGCUUCCGUCACCUGGCACAACAUUGAAGGUGUCUAUGUUGGAUGCUACAAUACUAGUACAACGCCCUGGAACAACGGAACUGCCUAUAUUUGAUGAUUCCAUGGGAACGAUGUUCCAGUAUAUUUCUGUCGAAAAGUUUCUCAAAUUGUUCACCUGCUUUCUACUAGAGCAUCAAAUUUUGCUGUGUUCAAAAGAUUAUUCUCGUUUGAUGUGUGUUUGUGAGGCUCUUUGUGCUCUUGCGUUUCCUUUUCGAUGGCAGAUGGUAUAUGUGCCAAUCUUACCAUAUUCACAAUUGAAAUUUGUCGAGGCUCCGGUACCAUAUAUUAUGGGAUGGUGUUAUGAAGAAAGUGUGCCUGAUUUCUUAUUCCAAUCAAAUGUUUGUGUUCUCGAUAUAGAUACAGGUAGAACAGAAUUUCCCGAGGAUCUGCCCCCUUUUCCUGGAGCUAAGCAACUAUCACAAGAGAUCAAAACGGCUCUAGAGAGAUAUUCUUCAUGGGAAGAUAUGUCAAAAUCGAUAAUCAGUGGAACUACUCCGUCGUUAACGAACUCGCCAGCCCCCACUGUUGCGAAUCGAAGCAAUAGCGCUCGUCGUACAGAUGAGUGGUCUGCAAAGCGAAUGAGUCGUUCUUUUGAUCACGAUGAUGCCUUAGAGGAUGCGAUCAGCGAAUCUGUCUUAGUUUCGCCGCGACCUUCCCGUGCAGAUCUUGCUCCUCUCCCUCUUGAAAAUGUAUUGAAGAACAAUUCUACUCUUGCCAGAGUAGCAGAAAUUGCUCGAAGGGCUGGUGUAGUCGUGGAUGUACAGGGCUUGGAAGAAGAACUUUCAUGCAAAGAUCAGUAUGCAAAUUCUCCUGUAUGCAAGCAGUACUUCCAGAAUGCUCGAUUGAACAAUGCUAUACGAGAAUGCGUUCUGAACAGAAUAGUGUGUAUGUUGUAUUCGUACGAGCAUUUUGUCGUCGGCGGACAAGGCUGUUCUGAUCGAGAAUCGUUUGAUGAUAGCAGAGAUAGCAUGGUUUGCUUCGACAAGGCUUCAUUUUUAUCGGAUCAGCCCGAUAGCCACUUGGCCUUCCUAGCUGCCUUUCUAGAGACACAGAUGUUCACUUCGUUGAUAGAUGCCAAGAUUUUAUCACAGUGGGAGGCACCAGAUGAAAAUCUUGUAUUGUUUGACUCUCGUAUUGCUGCCAUGCGGGAAAAGCUUGGACUGUCGAUGGUGCGCACACCCACUUACGAGUCCACCCCGCCAUUCGCCCAUACAGAAGAACUAAUAUCCAAACGCGAGGAAACGUUAGACUACGUUGUACCUGGGCCUCACGAGAUUGCUGGAGCUGUACCAAUGCGUUAUGACGGUGUUUGGCCAGAGUUGAAUACAGCGUUGUUAGAAGGUGCCAUAGGGCUGAGCCCAGCGCCAAGUCCUUGGAAGCAACGUUAUCCGAGACUGCGGCCAAAACAACAAGAGGCAACAGGAGCCACUGCCCGACCUACGAGUACGUAUGGUGGUGCAGGCUUAGUCGGCGACUCGCCAGCUAUGGUCGCUCAGCAGCAGUUGAAAUUCGUUGAUCAGUUACUGCGCGAGACAAAAGGGAAGACAAAGCGUAUGCUUGUUGACAAAAUGGGGAAAGAAGCAGUGCAGCUGGGCCAUCUGGACGCAGGAAUCACUGGUGUUGAAGAAAAUACGCUUGUCGCAUCAUUCUGUGAUCUUCUAGAGAGAAUAUGGGCACACGGGCUUGUGAAAAAACAGGGCAAAUCUUCUUUGUGGAGUUUCGUCUUACAACAUCAGGAUCUAGAAAAAACAGGCUUGUCAACGCGAACAAUGUCAUCCUCCAUGCUAACUCCAGGCGGCCAAAUGAGACGUGCUCCUUCGCUGCCGCACUGUGAGGUCCCAGAUCCUGUGAUCAUCCAACCUACCAACGAAAAUGAUUUCGCUGGUGCCAUAUCCGAUCUAGUGGAGUCGAUCCAACGAGAACUAGGAAAAGGCGACGACGAAGAUACUCCCGCGUGGUCACGGUCGAUUCUACGAGCAGCCAACUUCUUAGCUGACAAACUGACCAAUGCACCUAAAGAGGAAAAUACAGGAAAUUUGUCGACAGCUUUUACGCAACACAGAUCGGCGGUGCCAAAAUCGACUAUGAAGAAGUCGGUUUCAGUUGGUGAUUUCACUAGUCCGAGCUGGAAUAGUGAAGUCAGUGGAGCGUCAGAGGUGACAAGCUCACCGAGAAGAAGAUCGCAGAGUCGCCCAAGAAGCCCAGAAACGGGUCCCAGAGUACUGUUAGCUCCACUUCCUACACAUGUUGCGUACGAUCUGAAAAAUGUUCUUCGAAUGACUGAAAUAAAAACAGACAUCGGAUACGCCAGAGCGUUCGUAAGAUUAGCUUUGGAGCGAAAGCUACUGCAUCGACAUCUUGCGACAUUGUUAGGAAACACACGGCUGCUUACUGAGCUGUACAAACCGUAUGCGUUCGUCCGAUCGGAAGAUGAAAGAGAGCAGUUUUUAUAUCAUAUCCUGUCGCUGAAUGCUGCUCAGUUCCGUUGUUUCACCAACACCUUCACGAAAACAAAAAUGGACUACCAAGUUGUCAUAGUGACAGGUGGCUGGAGAGGAUCCCUUCCGGCUGUUUGGGUUACGGUUGGUGGAAGCCUCUGCAGUAGCCCACAGAUAAAUCUCCCCGCUAAUACACCGCUCUUCAAAUUCGACCAUAAGAAUCUUGGUGUGUUGUCGACGUUACGAAUUGGUCAUGUACCUGGAGCGGAGAAACCGCCGAAAUGGUACCUCGAUUAUGUCAUCGUUCGGAAUGAGAUCACUGGUCAGAUGUACAGAUUUCCAUGUGGGCGUUGGUUUGGGCAAGGUGUCGAAGAUAGUCGAUGGUUUGGAAAUGGAUGCGAUGUCAGCUUGGAGAGGUUACUGGUAGCAGAACCUGUAUGCGACGAUGAAAACGGCGACUCGGGAUUUGGCACGGUGCCCAAUUCACCAGCGCGUGCAGCUAGGAGGGGAAGGGUGUCAUCUAGAAGUCAGACUCCUCAAAGAGAACGCAGUCCAUCACAAACCCGAGCCUACGAUUCUACACCAAAAACGCGUAUUACUGAAAUCCAACAAAUACUCGGCGAAUCUGUGAAUGCGUUGGUAAAGUACUUCUAUAGUGAGAAACAUAGUAAGAGCGAGUUAGCCCACCUGUUGUGUGGUGAACGAGGCCUUGUCAACGCUAUAGAGAUGGCCUUCCAAUUCGGCCGCCAUGGCUCUGUUUGGCUUUUUCGGCAGCCUUCUCCUUGGGACUAUGUUGAAAAAGUUUGCGUGUUUCUGAUGGAUCUACUACGGCGGCGUGAUGCGACAUGGUCACGUGAACAGCGUGAACUAAUUGCACAUGCCUUAAGACUUGUACGCCGUAUCUCUGAACGCGGUGCGCUUGGAAAGGAUGCAAAAUUCCACGUUUUUGUCUUGUUGACAAUGAGAGAUCACAUGCUGUCCGGUUUUCUACAAUUAAUGGCAUGGACACCGGUGACCUCGCAGUUAUACGAUGAGCCGUCUUUUUUGCGGACACCCGCGCACCUGACAUAUCUGUCGAGACUACUGGAUUCUCUUAAUGAGUUCAAUUUUACUCUUGAUCCUUCGCUCACCUAUGGUGUAGUCUAA
Cylicocyclus nassatus is the source of this 4350-nucleotide messenger RNA. Lineage: Eukaryota; Metazoa; Nematoda; Chromadorea; Rhabditida; Strongylidae. The record is from the annotation of a GenBank genome assembly.